This is a messenger RNA of Haemonchus placei, 867 nucleotides long. NCBI's taxonomy places the organism in Eukaryota, Metazoa, Nematoda, Chromadorea, Rhabditida, Trichostrongylidae. The record is from the annotation of a GenBank genome assembly.
AUGCUUUCAAACGUUUCUCUCUUUAAAGACAAUAUAUUAAGAUUUUUAGUCCACCUUCCAGAGGGCCUAUGCUCUCCACCUGAUCUCAACCUCACUCCACCUGGUAUUGUUACAAAAUUGGACGCCUUCCACAGACCCAAAAUUAACUGGAGGUUGAGCUUUUUUCUUUCAGCUUUUCAUCUUUCAAAAAUGACGGGUGAACGCCUUCUGUGCUUAUGUUGCUCUAAGAAGAACCAGUGUUUCUGUAAAAAAUGUACUUUGGAGAAAUUAAAAUUUUACUCACGUAAGGAGAAUAUCUCAAUACGGUCAACACGAAAAUCUGAGCUAGAAAAAGAAGUUGAUAGCAUGCUUGGAGAGACGGUUAGUUUCAAAUUCUGGUUAUCGCAGUAUUUUAGUUCAUGUCGUUAUGAUCUUUUUCUUUUGAAUUCCUCCCAGUUAGAAUUCAGCCGAGUUGCUCUCCGAUUUCUUGUGCGCGAUAACUUCCUGUCGGAUGGAGCGCGAGAGAGACUUGGGGCUGCUCUCUCAGACUCACUUUUGAAUCUCACUACCGAACUACGCUCACCGUUUGCUGCUUUUCUGCUUUCGUUACAACUUGUUAAUAACAUGGCGACAAUUUUCGACUUCCGAUUACCUUAUCUUUUAUCAUAUCGUGACGUUUCUUUGAGGGAGCGAUGGAGUCGAGAACUAUUGGAUAAUGACUGGUUCAAAUUUUGUCAGUCUGUACUGUCGCUAGGUUUACAAUUGGGAAUGCCCCCUGAAAGCCUUCACUUCAAUUAUCCUCAUGCAAAUAUUAUUGAGCAAACACGGUUUGUUCUGGAGGGUGCUCUUAUCACGACUUCUCGACCUGUCUGCCCCACCACGAUAUGA